GGUAAAAUUACUGGCAACCUCAGGUGUCAUGAGGUACGACAUAACAUAUGGCAUUGAGGUUUUAGGAUCGUUAUCCAUUAACCUCGUUAACAUGGCCAUCUGUAAUACGAACAAAUUGUAAAAUUAUUGUGGUCCACUUACACGUCUGUACGUUGUUUCUUUCUGCUGCAAACCAGUGUCCAACAUCUGCAGUUCCUCUUCAGGGAACUGCUGACUUGACAGUCCGCAAUCGAAUUGGUGUGGAUGUUCGCGUUCACUGAACUUCGCUAGUAGCAGCUUUACAUUUGUACUCAAAUCAGUAAUGGCUGACGAUAUGUCCUGCCACAUUGUACUCAGGUCAGUAAUAGCUGAAAACAUGUUCUGCAUCAUUGUAUACAGCCUGUCAAAUCUGAAAAUCUUCACUUGAUCGUACAGGUGACUUACUGGGUCGCUGAAGCACAGCCUACACGCUUAAAUUACAAUGUUAAUGUAUCUAGUUGUGUCGAACUACUUCAUUAACAUCUAAAUAGUAAUGGAACGUGAUUGGCGAGGCGACCCUGUCAAACAACCGAGAUUUCGGAUAUUGUACGUAGCUAUUUCCAGCCUUAAUCUCGGCCACAUCCAUGUCUACUGAAUUGUAAAGAAAUCCUUCUUUAUGCUUCAAUGCACCUCUAGGAAAUGUUAGUAAGAUUAUUGUACUGACCUCUUGGGCUUCUAAUUGUUGAGUGGCAAGAUUUUUUCCUCCGUUGAAGUAUUUUUACAGUGAAGUUCCAUCAUUUGAAGAAAAACUAACAUGUUCUUUGCAGACUGCAGACCAUCUAUAGUAAACUAUAGUUUUUAUGUUUGUUGCUCGUGAAUGACUUUACAACCUGCCUUACCAUUGUGAUUAACCAUGUACCUAACAGCAGAACCAAUUAAUUUGUUCGAAACUGACUUUAAAAGUCACUACACAUCAAAGCAACAUGGUGAAGUGUUUGCAAUCAGAAAUAAAACUAUGACGUUCAUAGCUGUAAUGACAAACAGAAUAGUUAUGAAAAUUUAUUUUAUCUUUAUAAAACAGCACCUCCUGUGACGUAUACUAUUUAAUGUGUUUCAAGUGUCCCAACACGCGUCACUCGACAUGGUUAUUUGCAUAGCUCAUCUUUGAACCUCAACGUUUUUUCUACUUCAAAGGCCCACCGUUUUCCCGAUAGGUAUGACUCAUUUCAUCACUAUAUUUCUUGAUGUCAGUAAUUAGAUUGUAUUUCUAAUCUUAUUCCAUUUUGGUAGCUCAUAACUUCUGUCUUGUUAAAGCAAAUGAAACUAAAUGGAUAAAAACUAAAAUUCUCUUUUUAGGUAACAUUCUAUCUGAAAUGAAACUGGAUAUCAGAGACAGUAAAUCUGAUGUUGGACGAAGUGCUUGUGACAUAAUCAAGGCUAUCCUUUUAGACUCAACUAAGGAUAACCGUAUUGUUACAAUCGGUUUAUCUGGUGGGAGUAUGCCUCAUCUCCUUGCACCACACCUCUGCUCUUUCUCGGAAAUCAAUUGGGAACUAGUUCAUUUCUUUUAUUGCGAUGAAAGACUAGUUCCAUUAGAUAGUGAAGAUUCAAAUCAUCAUUGCUACCAAGAACUACUCUACUCUAAAAUUAACAUUCCAUCCUCAAAUAUUCAUACUGUUAAUACAACAUUAUCUUUAGAAGAUUCAGCUGCUGAUUAUCAAAAACAGCUCUUAUCAUUCUUUGGAACAGCUAACGGUUAUCCACGUUUCGACCUACUGCUUCUUGGUAUGGGUCCAGAUGGUCAUACAUGCUCCUUAUUCCCUGAUCACAAAUUGCUCUAUUAUGAAGAUUAUGUGGUAGCAUCGAUUUCUGACAGUCCGAAACCACCACCACAAAGGGUUACUUUGACUUUGCCUGUAAUUAAUAAAGCAGCAAAAGUUGUGUUCAUGGUCACAGGAUCAGAUAAAGCUCAUGCAUUAAAGUCUGUUCACCAAUCACCUAAUCCAGGUCCUUCUAUGCCGUGUUCAUUAAUUCAUCCAGUUUAUGGAGAACUAAUAUGGAUUGUAGAUAAAGCUGCUGCCAGUUUAUUGAAUACAUAAAUCAACUGUAUUGUUGUCAAUAUAUUUCAUUACAUGUUUACUUCCUACCAUAAUCUUCGAAUUACAUUACUUGAAUAAAGCUCAGAACAACAAUUAAGACAGAAUAAUAUAAAAUUCAUUCUAUUUUG
This is a messenger RNA of Schistosoma margrebowiei, 2185 nucleotides long. The record is from the annotation of a GenBank genome assembly. NCBI's taxonomy places the organism in Eukaryota, Metazoa, Platyhelminthes, Trematoda, Strigeidida, Schistosomatidae.